Molecule: messenger RNA, 249 nt
Organism: Emericellopsis cladophorae
Lineage: Eukaryota; Fungi; Ascomycota; Sordariomycetes; Hypocreales; Bionectriaceae
Exons: 3
Coding region: 1-249 (82 amino acids)
Source: RefSeq, a predicted model, not a curated record
AUGACUUUCAUCGGAUUCUGCCAAGGGUUGUUCGGCUGGCUGAUGGGCUUCAUUUCCCCCUACAUGAUCAACCCUAACGCCGGAAACCUCGGCGCCAAAGCCGGUGUGAACUCUCGCAAGUUCACUGAGGUUGUCGGCCAACUUCGGCAAACUAGCGACGUCAAGGUCAUCAUCGAGGAGACUUCCGCAAGGUGUCUGCGUAGGCAGCUAGAGAACGAAACGAAACAAGGGCGGAAGCCGUGCUCCUGA